Messenger RNA from Tremella mesenterica DSM 1558, 882 nucleotides. RefSeq lists its product as uncharacterized. Lineage: Eukaryota; Fungi; Basidiomycota; Tremellomycetes; Tremellales; Tremellaceae. The coding region runs from base 1 to 882 and encodes 293 amino acids. The transcript is spliced from 6 exons. The record is from RefSeq and is a predicted model, not a curated record.
AUGAAAGCUUGGGGAGAAUCACAAUGGAGCAUUGUCAUGUGUGCAAUGAACGGUGGUUUGAUCUCAAUGAAAGGGAGAGGAGGAAGAUUGACAGCUAAUAACAACAUGGACCCAGGUGACAUUUAUAUAUUUGUGGUGAUCCUCACAAGCAGGAUCAGUACACAAACCAAAUAUGCUGGUCAUACAUGCCUUUUUGCUCAAGACAACACCUCCCUGAUCAGUCGGCUUCCAAUUCUGCCCGCUCAACUUGAUAUCCUCAUCAUCAAGGACAAACAAGCAGCACACUCAAAUGUUGAAGCUUUCUCAAGACCACCUGAAUUCCAAUUCCAUCCAGCAUACUCUGAAGUAGAGAUUGAUCAUGAAGUGCUUGCAACUCUGCCAGAGCAAGGAUUGGUCUUUGACCAGUUGCGGUCAACAUCAGUGGAUAACACCUCUCCAAGAACAGAUAUCCCUGAUUUUGGUGAUGUUGGUGGGGAGGACAUCAUCUUGGAGGCUGUCAUUCCAAAUGUUGGAAGUGCACUUAGGGAGGUUGAAGAGACGCGUACAAAGCUGGAAGAGAUUGAAGAAGGGAUUAGAGCACCAUUGACCGCUCCCGGAGUAAGGCCAACACCACUAUACGAACACGACAAGACCAGUCAACACCUGGUACAAGCUUUUCCUUUCCUUUUCCCCCAAGGUCUUGCAGACCUUCACGCAUCUCGCCAGAGUGAAGUUAAGCCCAACAAUUAUUUUAAACACCUCAUGAAAUUCCAUGACGGCCGUUUUGCCUCUCACCCUCGGUUUUGCUACUAUGCUUUCAAUGCAUUACUCAGAUGGCAAGCUCAAUCACUUGCCAGUUACUAUGAAAGAGAACAGCGGGAAUUGGAGGCAGUGCUGCAGUAG